This is a messenger RNA of Chrysemys picta bellii (western painted turtle), 5542 nucleotides long. The record is from RefSeq and is a predicted model, not a curated record. Lineage: Eukaryota; Metazoa; Chordata; Testudines; Emydidae.
GGACUCAGCCCUGCUCUGCAGCGCGUAGUGUGGGACUGGGCACCGGGCAGCAGCCGGAGGAGGGAGGUGCAUUGCUCCGGAGCGCACGGAGGGAACCCGGGGAGCGCAGCGCAUCCACCGCAGCUCGUCCGGGCACCUGGGCUUCCAGCCCCCAGGAUCGGCGGAGUCUAGGGGGCGUCGGGGCCACUUGUGUCUUCCCCGGGGGCCGACCCCUUCCCGGAUCUACAGCGCGCGGGGGCCCCCUUGGUGAGAUGGAGCCGGGGCUGUGAGCUGGGGCGGAUCGGGAGGUCUGCGCGCCUCCAGCCCCGGCCAGGGCUCUGCGCCUAUUGUUCCCAGCAGCCGGCGCCGCCGGGGGAUUGUGUCUCUGCGGCAGCUCCGGGGGCACCGAGCGGGACCGGCCCCGCCUGGGGCGGCCGCUCCCCCACUGGACCCCGCGGACUGUGCCCUGCCGGACCGUUUGAAGGGACUGGAAGUUUGGAAGAGAAGAUUAAGCGAGCCCCAGCUAGCAAGCCGGCAGUCUAGACGGGAGUCCCCAUGGAGUUCUGGAGCCCAGUUGCCAACCAGUAGCUGUAGAACUGGGAUGUUUACCUGGAGGUGCCUCCUCUUUUGGGCUGUGCUGGUCACAGCCACGCUGUGCACUGCAAGGCCAGCACCAACCCUGCCAGACCAAGUUCUGCCCAAAGCGAAAAUUGAAGUGGAGUCGCAUUCGGCUCACCCUGGCGACCUCCUCCAAUUGCGCUGCCGGCUACGGGACGAUGUCCAGAGCAUCAACUGGGUGCGAGACGGGGUCCAGCUAUCAGAGAACAACCGGACGCGCAUCACUGGGGAGGAGGUAGAGGUCAGGGACGCUGUGCCUGAGGACUCAGGGCUCUAUGCCUGCAUGACCAACAGCCCCUCAGGGAGCGAGACCACCUACUUCUCCGUUAAUGUCUCAGAUGCUCUUCCAUCCGCUGAGGAUGACGACGACGAUGACGACUCCUCCUCGGAGGAGAAGGAGGCAGAUAACACCAAACCCAACCUGGCUGUGGCUCCCUACUGGACAUACCCCGAGAAGAUGGAGAAGAAGCUCCAUGCUGUCCCAGCUGCCAAAACGGUGAAGUUCAAGUGCCCGUCGAGCGGGACACCCAGCCCCACGCUGCGCUGGCUGAAAAACGGCAAGGAGUUCAAGCCCGACCACCGCAUCGGUGGAUACAAGGUCCGCUACGCAACGUGGAGCAUCAUCAUGGACUCAGUGGUGCCGUCCGAUAAAGGCAACUACACCUGCAUCGUGGAGAACAAAUAUGGGAGCAUCAACCACACCUACCAGCUCGACGUAGUGGAGAGAUCACCUCACCGGCCCAUCCUCCAAGCUGGGCUGCCCGCUAACAAGACCGUGGCCCUGGGCAGCAAUGUGGAGUUUGUGUGCAAAGUUUACAGUGACCCACAGCCCCACAUCCAGUGGCUGAAGCACAUAGAGGUCAAUGGCAGCAAGAUCGGACCCGAUAACUUACCCUACGUGCAGAUCCUGAAGCACUCAGGAAUUAAUAGCUCUGAUGCGGAGGUGCUGACCCUGUAUAAUGUGACAGAGGCCGAGAGCGGGGAGUAUAUUUGUAAGGUUUCCAAUUAUAUUGGCGAGGCUAACCAGUCUGCGUGGCUCACUGUCACCAGACCCAUGGCAAAAGCUAUUGAAGACAGGCCAGCCAUGAUGACCUCGUCGCUGUACCUGGAGAUCAUCAUUUACUGCACAGGGGCCUUUCUCAUCUCGUGCAUGGUGGUGACCGUCAUCAUCUACAAGAUGAAGAGCACCACCAAGAAGACUGACUUCAACAGCCAGCUGGCUGUGCACAAGCUGGCCAAGAGCAUCCCGCUGCGCAGACAGGUAACAGUGUCAGCAGACUCCAGCUCCUCCAUGAACUCAGGGGUGAUGCUUGUGAGGCCCUCGCGGCUCUCCUCCAGCGGUACCCCAAUGCUGGCAGGCGUCUCGGAAUACGAGCUUCCCGAAGACCCUCGGUGGGAGCUUCCCAGGGACAGCCUCUGCAGGUGCUCAGAAUAUUCCCAGCCCUGCGGAGAGAUCAACCCCCACACUCAAAUCUACGGAAGGCUCAUCCUGGGUAAGCCUCUGGGUGAAGGCUGCUUUGGGCAGGUGGUUCUCGCUGAAGCCAUCGGCUUGGACAAGGACAAGCCAAACCGAGUGACUAAAGUGGCAGUCAAGAUGCUGAAGUCUGAUGCUACGGAGAAGGAUUUAUCUGACCUGAUAUCUGAGAUGGAGAUGAUGAAAAUGAUUGGCAAGCACAAGAACAUCAUCAACCUCCUGGGAGCCUGCACUCAGGAUGGUCCACUCUAUGUGAUCGUGGAGUAUGCGUCCAAAGGCAACCUGCGGGAGUACCUGCAGGCCCGGCGGCCCCCCGGCAUGGAAUACUGCUACAACCCGACCCACCUCCCUGAGGAGCAGCUCUCCUUUAAGGACCUGGUGUCCUGCGCGUACCAGGUGGCCAGGGGAAUGGAAUACCUGGCAUCCAAAAAGUGUAUCCACAGAGACCUGGCUGCCAGGAACGUCCUGGUGACGGAAGACAACGUGAUGAAGAUCGCAGACUUCGGCCUGGCCCGGGACAUCCACCACAUAGAUUACUACAAGAAGACGACUAAUGGUCGCUUACCAGUGAAGUGGAUGGCACCGGAGGCCUUGUUCGACCGAAUAUACACCCAUCAGAGCGACGUAUGGUCCUUCGGCGUGCUGCUAUGGGAGAUCUUCACGCUGGGUGGCUCGCCGUACCCCGGGGUGCCCGUUGAGGAGCUCUUCAAGUUGUUGAAAGAAGGCCACAGAAUGGACAAACCCAGCAACUGCACCAAUGAGCUAUACAUGAUGAUGCGAGAUUGCUGGCACGCAGUCCCAUCCCAGAGACCCACCUUUAAGCAGCUGGUAGAAGACUUGGAUAGGAUCGUGGCCAUGACCUCCAACCAGGAAUACCUGGAUCUUUCCAUGCCGCUGGACCAGUAUUCUCCCAGUUUCCCAGACACCCGCAGCUCCACCUGUUCCUCAGGGGAGGACUCAGUUUUUUCCCAUGAUCCCCUUCCAGACGAACCUUGUCUUCCCAAGUACCCGCAUCAGCACGCCAACGGUGGACUUAAACGACGCUGAGGCUGGGACUUCCAUGCAACAGACUGACAACUCUGUGUGUGUGCGUGUGUGUUUGCAUGCGUCUCUGCUAUCCAGGCUGCUGCCAGGAAGCUGUCUGUGCAGCCAUCCAUCACUUUUAGCUAUUGCGUAAAGGAUUUCUAAGACACAUCUCCCAUCACCAAAUCCACCGAUGUCUCAUGCCAGCUUCACCAGCCACCUUAGCUGUGAACUGUCUGCACCUCAAAGGUUUGUUUUUUAUUUCCCUUCUAUGAAAUCUGUGCUUGAAUAGUUCCAGUGGACUAAAACUAAACCCCACUCUUUGGCCAGUGGCCAGACAGAGAACCAGCUGCGGGCUCUUUCUCCUGGAACCAGUCAAUAAUGUGCAUUCCCUUCUUUGCAAGGGAUUGACAGACUGACAUUCCCAAGGAGGAGGACAUGGAAACCUGGGCUAUCCUUGUGUUCUUUUAUACUUGCAAACCCACGCGAUCCAAACUUCGACAGCUCCAUAAGCUAAUGCCAGUACUGAGUGCAGCUCCACCAGCAGUGAAGAAGUGCAGGCUGGGAAAUCGUAAUGCGUUAGAAGCAUCUCUGUCUUGGAUGCUGCGGGAACCCUAGCUGGGUGGUUAUUGCUAUGUGAGAUGGUUUGAAGACUGGCCAAUGGCUUAUGAAUUCCAAUACUAAUUUGCUUUGCUGACCAAACUCAUGGUACGUUGGAACUGGCCAGACGCAGCAUAUACCCCGGCUCAGUACUGAUAGUGGAGGAAGCAGCCAAAUAUACCAGUGCUAAAAACAAACAAACAAAAAGAAAUCUUGUGUACAUAGCUACAAAUAUGUAUAAAUAUGAAUAUAUAUUUACAUGUCUUUUUAAAAGGGUUGUUACCAGAGAUAUACCAGUUUGGUAGUAAGUUACUAGUGGCUGGUAGAGAUCAGUUGCUAUAAAAAAAAAAGUUCAUAUAUUUUACUACUUUUGCUGUUUUUAUUUUUUAAAUUAUGUUCUAAACCUAUUUCAGUUUAGGUCCCUCAAUAAAAAUUGCUGCUGCUUCAGUUUUAUAUGGGGUUGUAUUAAACAGUAAUAAUAAUAAUACUAAUGACAAUGUUUGCUGCCUUUUGGGAAUAUGUUGUCAUUGUAUAAAUGGCCUUUUCUGCCUUCUCACUCCUCAACCCCCAUGUAAAUCCCUCUGUUGGCAUCUGGUGCUGGGUUCUGGAUCUGAGGGGCCCUUCUGGACUUGGGCACAGCUUGUGAAGCACUCGGAUCACCAUAUUGGUGCGUGAGUGUGUCAUAGCGACGUGCUGGAGAGCCACUGUGAUCUGUAUUUUAAACAGAGGGCUUAGGACACUGGCAGUGUCCGAGCUGGGACUCUGCCCAUGUGGGGAGGGGCAAAGCGCCUUUCCCAGCAAUCGCCAGAGGCGUUUGUCGGAAGCGUGAAUAACCCACACCCCAUCCCUAGGUCGGGGAGGCCUUUGUCAUAGCUGAGUUGGUUCCCUGCUGUGUGCCUUCCGUGGAGAGAGCAGGGAAUACUGAGCCAGCUCCGAUCCUGCUUUGCCAUAUACAUUCCAGCCGUGCUCCAAGCCUGCUUCAAUCUUUUCCCAUCCCUGUCUCUGAAUCCGCUCCUCGUUGCUCCUGCCAUGCACUCUGAUUGCAGCCCUUGGUCUAGAGCACGGAGUGCAGGGGCUAGUGAGCCCCUGUCUCUCCUCCACCAUGGCGAGGUGCUCUGCUUCCUCAAAUGAACUCCUUGAGUGCCUUAAAUGCACCUGGUACAUCCACACGGUGUGGCUGAGGAGAUCUGCAGGGAGGAGCUCUGUAGAUUCUUUCUGUCCAGUGGAAGGCCAAAGGAAGCUCCCUUCCAAAGCAGAAUAAGAGGUGUCCUUGUCCUUGUUCCGGGGGAGGUUCCUUGCAGAGGCUCAGCAAGGACAGUUCGGCCAGUGGUUUUGUGUGUCUUUGAACAUACUUUUUCCAGUGACACUUUCAGUUCUUAGAAACCCCAGCCCUGCCUUGUAUUGGAAACCCCAGCUGUGGUUAGCAUGGAGAUAAACCUGGGCCGCUUAGCUUGGGCUGUGGAAGGGAAUAGUGCAUUUUUGUUGUUGUUGUUGUUUUACACGAAGCCACAUCGUUAAUUGGCUUCUCCUUGUGCCAGACCUUGCACUUCAUUGAAUUCCCAUUACCCGCAAAUUCACCCUCUUAGCUGCGGGCACUGAAGGCCGAGUCCAGAUUCCCCACCCUCUCGCCGCCUGGAGCAGUUCCUCCGGGGGAAAGGUGCCUUCGUGCUGUGGCAGACACCCAGGAGCAGGAGCCCUUCCCUCCCACUCACAGGCAUUUCAAACUCCAGAGCCAGGAUGCUAUUACUUGAAAAGUUUAUUUUGCCUUUGUACGGAGAAAUAUUAUUGUUCUAAGCUCUUCUGUAAUGAAUCUGGAAUUCUUGUAAUUAUUAAAGACUUUAACCAAGA